AGGUGGCAGUGUUGUAUUUCCGGGUUGCAAAAAUCCUCCCAUUUCUUCAUAAAAGUCUCAAAUUUAGUCGUUUUCUGACCAUCUAUCGACGCAAAUCGCAUUCAGUGACUUGUAACAAGAGGUGUAGCUAUGUCACGACAGGCUGGACGUUUCGGGGAUCCCCGUAAAGUGAGUGCUGAGUUGUUCACGCUGACUUAUGGCUCGCUCAUCGCACAGCUGAUGAAAGAUUAUGAAAAUGAUGUGGAGGUCAACAAGCAACUCGACAAAAUGGGAUAUAAUAUCGGUAUUCGGUUAAUCGAGGACUUCCUGGCAAGAUCGAAUGUUGGAAGAUGUCAUGAUUUUAGAGAAACUGCUGAUGUGAUUGCAAAAGUUGGUUUCAAGAUGUUCCUUGGUAUCACCCCAGCGGUGACAAACUGGAGCCCAGCAGGCGAUGAAUUCUCUCUCAUCUUGGAAAACAACCCACUCACAGACUUUGUAGAACUUCCAGAGGGCCACAGCAGUCUCAGCUAUUCCAAUAUGCUUUGUGGCGUACUACGAGGUGCUUUAGAAAUGGUACAAAUGGACGUGGAUGUGCGGUUUGUUCAGGACCAAUUAAAGGGAGACAAUAUCACGGAAAUUAGGCUAAAGUUUAUCAAGCGGUUAGAAGACGCAGUACCUGCAGGAGAGGACUGAGGAAAGGGUUAAUUGUGCGUGAAAAACUGACAUGGACAGUGAUGCAUUUCUGUGUUGUUUGAUGGGAUAUUUGAUGUGACUUGAAAGAUAUUGACCAAAAGUAUCAACACAUUUUUAAGAGCUCUAGUGAGAUAAAUUUUUAGUGUUAUAAUGUGGUUGCAUUGGCCCUGUUUUCAAUGAUAAGGGAGACUGGUUCCCGUCAUGGUGAUUAUUUGCAUUGAAAGGACAAAAUGAAAGCUCUGGUUGUCUCAACACAUUCUUGGCCUGCUUCUACAAGGCUGACACAAAAUGGGUCUGGGGUGAUGCCGAAAGAUAUUCAUGAUUUACAACAAUAUGCAUUAAAGCCAACCAAUGGUCUGGGUCAGAUGACUAUGUCCUAUGUACAAUCAUGCUCUGUACAGAUAUUGGUCCCACAUAGUGAGUUCCAUUCAGUUGAACCAUUUGGAGAGAAAAUGGACACCAUUAUUGUCAGUUUGAAGGAUGUCUGUAAUUUGUAUAUCGUAUUUAAGUGAGCAAUGGGUUUAGUUUUAUGAGUUGGUGACUCUGUGGUUUAGGUUACAGUGAAAUUUCUGAUCCGAGUGUGGCGGGGGAGGGUUUGAGAGGCUGGGGGUCGGUAUUGGACCUGACAUGGGAAGGAUGGAGUUCUUGGGUGUCAUUUACAGAGUUGUGGGCAAUGCUACUUGAGAUGGGAUGCGAAAAGUUCUGAAAAGAUUUGGAGGGAGACUGAGAGGCUAGGGGCAGUAUUGGACUUGACAUAGAGUUUUUGAGGGUCAUUCAUCAAUUAGUGGGCAAUGCUGAUUAAGAUGGGAUGCCAAGAGAUGUGUAAAGAUAUUUGGGGGAAGCAAGAUAUCAUGAUUGUGAAUCAUGUUGCACCGGUCUGAUGCCUGAAGAAUGAUUACAGAGAAUAGUGUUUGAAUAUGUUUGUUACUGAGAAUACUGUGUUGUAUGUCUUAAAGAUUUUUUUGCAGGACUUUCUGUUCUGUUCAUGUAAUAUAUCGUUUCUUAUUUAAUAAAGAAUAAACAAGAUAA
This is a messenger RNA of Lineus longissimus, 1701 nucleotides long. Its product is annotated as trafficking protein particle complex subunit 3-like. The transcript is spliced from 5 exons. Gene Ontology annotation, biological process: intra-Golgi vesicle-mediated transport; endoplasmic reticulum to Golgi vesicle-mediated transport. The coding region runs from base 130 to 672 and encodes 180 amino acids. The record is from RefSeq and is a predicted model, not a curated record. Gene Ontology annotation, cellular component: TRAPP complex; cis-Golgi network membrane; cytosol. NCBI's taxonomy places the organism in Eukaryota, Metazoa, Nemertea, Pilidiophora, Heteronemertea, Lineidae.